Molecule: messenger RNA, 4201 nt
Organism: Bicyclus anynana (squinting bush brown)
Lineage: Eukaryota; Metazoa; Arthropoda; Insecta; Lepidoptera; Nymphalidae
Gene: dac
Product: dachshund homolog 1
Exons: 12
Coding region: 119-1633 (504 amino acids)
Source: RefSeq, a predicted model, not a curated record
GGUCCGCAUCCUGCGCGGGCUGGGCGCCAUCCAGCCGGGCGUCAACCGCUGCAAGCUGCUCUCGUGCAAGGACUUCGACGUGCUGUACCGCGACUGCACCACGGCAAGGUGCCUGUCAAUGAAAGCGCCAGACAGACCGGGUCGACCUCCGAAGCGUGCUUCUGGAGUUGGUCUUUCGCUUGCCGCCACGCAGUUCCCGGGGCACCCCUUCAAGAAGCACCGCCUAGAGAAUGGGGACUACUCGCCGUAUGAAAAUGGACAUAUGAGCGAGAUGGCCCGCAUGGAUAAGUCCCCGCUCCUCGCGAACGGGUACAACGCACCCCCCACCCACCUGGGGCCCAUGGGCUUCAUGCACCAGCACGCGCUCAUGUCUCCGGGUAUGCCACACCCAGGCGUGCCCAGGCCUGACGGGUCCAUCAUCAAAGGGCAGCCGAUGCACAACAUGGAAGCAUUAGCAAGAUCUGGUAUUUGGGAGAAUUGUAGAGCAGCAUACGAGGACAUCGUAAAACAUCUCGAAAGGUUGCGUGAUGAACGGGGUGAUAUUGAACGUGUUAUAGCAAUGGACAAGGCGCGCGAGGGUUCACAUAAUGGUUCGUCUCCAGGCCACAGUCCUGUGCUGAACCUUUCGAAGUCAGGCUCCGGUGAGCGCGAGCGGUCCGAGCGGGACCGCGAGCGCGCGGAGCGGGGCGAAGGCUCGGCGAGCGGGCGCAGCUCGGCCGCCUCGCGCCGCACGCCGCAGCCGCCGCGCAUCCCCUCCACCGCCGCGCCGGUCUCCCCGCGCUCCCACUCCGACGAGAGCGACGCUGCUCUGUCUGAUCAAGACGACCAUAACGUCAAAGACGAGGAUGACGGAGCAGAUCUCAGCGAUGGUGAACGAGACCUCGCAACGAAUUCCUCGCCAGCGCCCGUCAGCUACCCCCCACAAGGCUCGCCGUCGAACGUUCCCGUGGACCCCACCGCCGACACCCUGGUCUCCUCCACCGAGACCCUCCUCAGGAACAUCCAGGGCCUCCUCAAAGUAGCGGCGGACAACGCACGCCAACAAGAACGGCAAAUCAGUUACGAAAAAGCGGAACUAAAAAUGGACGUGUUAAGAGAAAGAGAAGUAAAAGACAACCUGGAAAGACAGUUACUGGACGAACAAAAAAUGAGAGUAAUGUAUCAGAAGAGAUUAAAGAAAGAAAGAAAGCAGAGGCAACAAAUUCAAGACCAAUUAGAAUUGGAGUUAAAAAGACGACAGAAGAUAGAAGAAGCACUAAAGCAGUCAGGAGCGCCCGGUGAAAUUCUGAGAAUAGUAACUGAGAAUUUAACACCACCGUCCCAAGAAAAUCGCGAACGUGAGAACGGUACAGAGAGCAAACCGCCAAGUACAGAGCCCCCCACCUCGUCGCCGCCGUUCCAGAGGGACCCCCCGCGCACGCCCGACAAGCCCCAGUGGAACUACCCUCCGCCGCCUGUCGACAUCAUGAGCGGAGGAGCUGCUUUCUGGCAGAACUACUCUGAAUCCUUGGCGCAAGAGUUGGAGAUGGAGCGCAAGUCCCGCCAGCAGGCCAUGGAGAGAGACGUGAAGAGCCCUCUGUCGGACCGCGCCAGUUACUACAAGAACUCGGUGCUGUUCAGCUCGGCCACUUAGCUGACAUGCACCGGGGCUCAAGAAUACCCCGACAACCACUACGACAAAGAAUGCGACGACACGAGAAAACCCAUCAUAAGCGUCAAACCCGAGUUCAGAGAAAAAUAGGACAUCCCAAGAUUUAUCUUCGGAAAGUCCUAUAAACCCGAAGGGUCCCACGUCUUAUCCCGAAACGAUACGCUCGUGUGUAAAUUAAAAAUUAUUUAACUAAUAUUCUUUAGCAUUAAUUUCCAGUGUAUCGGGAUCUCGGUGAAGUAUUUUUACUCGGAGAUUAAUUGUAAAUACUGUUAUUAAAUUCGAAAUAAGAAAGUAGGCGCGAGACGAAGUCGCAAAAACUCUUCUUCCAUAGUGAAAUUUGUAAAUAUUUCUUAAUAUUCCUAGAUUUAAGGUCUCAGCGGUUUUAACGACGAUACACAUAAUUUAUUCGUCACCAUAUUUUAAUCUUUUACGAAAUGUACCUUUAAACUUAUUGUUAAAUGCCAUAUUUAAACAUUAAGUAUGAUUUACAAGUUGUAUAAUAUUUAAAUAGGCAAUCAGCCUUAGCUUACCCUAUUGUUUACAUGAACAAUUCACGAUGUGAACAAAAAUUUCUGUACGUAGUUCAAUAAACGGUUGGAAUUGACCUAAGACUGCUUUUGAAUUGCUUUUAAAACGUUUACAAAAAGUUUCACUUUUCUACUCACUAGUCGAUUAAUUUACAAAAUAAUCCGCAGCAGUGUCAAGCUGUAAAAUAUUUAAAAAAAACAUUUCGAUAUGUUGUUUAUUUCUUAAGAAAGUUAUUUAAAAGUAAAAGAACUAUAAGUAUUCGAUUUGAAACCUUGUUCUUUUCUCGUAAAAAAAUAAUAUUUCUGUCUCGAAAUCGACAAUAUUAAAACGCUUUUAACUUCGUAUUGAUUUUUGUUACUCUUUAUAACAAGAGAAUGGUAAUCCAAAAAACAUUUAAAACAAUCGUUAAUUUCUUCAGUAUGCGAAAUAAAGCAACGUGUGUUUUUAGUUCAACACAAUGUGAUCUUCAAUAUCAUAAAACUUAUUCAAUUUUAGUGCAAUGAUUAGAUGUAACUGAUAACUAGAAUAAUCGUUAACGGAAUAGUAAUGUACGAUAGCUAUAUUGAGUUAGCUGUUUUGAUGGUUAAUUUUACAAAAGAAAACGUUAUUGACUGAAUACCCACAAAUAUGCACUCAGGCGUUCAACGUAAUAUAAGCGGACUUUGUUUUAAUAAUUAAGAUAUUGUACCAUAUUGGUGCUACAUUUUGAAUACACAAAUCUUAAAUUAAAGUAACAAGUUUUAAACUCGAUUCACAUUGAUGCAGACGAAGCGAAUUCUCGCGACAUGUUUUUGAGUAUGUUGAAUUUAUCUCGAUUUAUGAACUUGAAAAUUAAUCCCGAGUAAAAAAAAAUAUAAAGAUGCGUGACGAAGACGCGUGUCUGUUAGCAACGCUACCAGCAAUACUAUACUUUAAUAAAUCGAGAUAAAGUUGAGUAUUGUUUAACGCGUCGCGUUGCUUUAUUACUUUGCUACUCUGUGUCAAUGUGAAUUGAGCGUUAUAGUAGUUCUAUCCUUUUCAUGACUUCAAUGUUGGAAAGAGUAGAACUACAUUUUGACAAGUUGUCUAUUUAGUUUAUGAUUUGUGUUUACCAAAUUGGCACUAUUGUAUCAUAAUCACGAACCAGUCGAUUGUACGUGGGUAGUUAUUCUAUUAAGUGCGGUAGACUUAAACAGUAUAGAUAAAGUAUGGAAUAGUGUUAUUUAUAUCGAUGCUUAGUUUACGAAAUGACUUUAAAUGUCUAAAAUAGAGUAUAUAAGAUUUAGACAUUGUAUCUAGCGCAUUGGCGGUUGACUUCAAACAAUUAACUUUGACAGACGGACAUACGAACGCACGAGUGAUCUAAGGUUCCGAUUAUAUACGUACGUACGUUCGAAACCAAAAAACCCUAAAAUUCCCGUUUGUGAUAUUGAAAUCGUUAAAACGCACGAUCACAAAAAAAUCGUAAAUUCCCUUUUUGCAAAAAAAUGUCUUAAUUUUUUCUAAAGACUUCAAAACUUUUUCAAAAGUUUUUGCAGUGAAUUCAUAAACUUUAAUUGAUAAAAAUCCGUAAGUGGAUAUGAAUGAAGUUAUACUUUAAUUCUAUGUAAAAAAAUAGUGAAGUCACCCGUCAAUACUGAGUAUAGAGCUGGACAUAAUUUCUUACACAUUAUCUGUAAUGGAUAAUAACAACGUAAAAAUAAAACUUAGCUGUUACAAUAAAUGUUUAGAUGAAUGAUGUGCGGUUGUACAUACAGUGUGUGAAUGUGGACAUUCCUAUCAUUUCUUUGAUUUCGAUUACAAAUGUGAGAAAGUUUCACUGUUUAAGGUUCAGGCAGACAGUUGUAAUGCAUUAGCGUAGGUUUUUCCUUUGUCAAUUAUUAUGUCGAGGCUUUUCAGUGUACUUGGUUAUUACAGUGCGUAAAGCGAGUUAUUAUUUAUUAUUUCUAUUAUAAUUAUUAUUAAUAUUAUUAAUUUACUUAAAAUUGUGUGUGUGCCUUGUAUCGUAGAGGAAAAUAUCAAGAUUAAAAAAGAAAAUUAUCA